Protopolystoma xenopodis is the source of this 708-nucleotide messenger RNA. The record is from the annotation of a GenBank genome assembly. Lineage: Eukaryota; Metazoa; Platyhelminthes; Monogenea; Polystomatidea; Polystomatidae.
AUGCCGUUGGCAGGGCUCCUGACCUACAAUCUGCCCCCUUUCUCCAACCCCGCUUGUCAAUUGGUCGCUGCUACAGGUCAAAAUCACUGGCUAUCUGAAAUUAGCUGCCUAAAAGCCUUAUGUCCUCUUCCCCAAUUACGCCAUAUUCGAGCAUUGAUGCCCACCUCAAUGCCUGGGAAUGUUCCACUCCCUACGCUUCAAACCCAUGACUCGAUUAUCCUCUUCCUCAUCCCUAACCCCACUGUGUCCUCUGUGUCUGGCUUAAGUCAUGGUGGUGUGAAAAUGCACCUUUUGGUUACAUCCAUGGCCCAGCAUCCUUUGACGCAGAGAAUCUUGACUAUUUCGCGUCGCCAAAUUAAGCUUGGCAUCGCCUCGUCCAAUCAGAAGUUGGCAUGGAACACUACGCAAGAAGACCCUCCCGGAGUAAAAUAUUUUGACCGAUUCCAGUAUGUCUACAGCUUCCCCGAUAUUCCGUUUCUUGGUGUUUUUCCAUUAGGAGACCAGUCUUUCAGUUGCACUCCAGUUGAUUGUACGGCAGUUUAUGCUGUAAACUCCGAAACAUUCAUCUACUCUCAGCUCAACUCAUCAAAUCUCAUUUUCGCAACUUUAUCAUAUUGGCAGGACGACCUAGAGGAGCACACCUUGUCCGGACUCCAUAAUAUGCAUGCUAAUUUCCAAAGCCUGACCGCGUACUUGGUACAUUCAUAG